This is a messenger RNA of Olea europaea var. sylvestris, 723 nucleotides long. RefSeq names its product topless-related protein 2-like. Gene Ontology annotation, biological process: regulation of DNA-templated transcription. The coding region runs from base 186 to 665 and encodes 159 amino acids. Gene Ontology annotation, molecular function: protein binding. Lineage: Eukaryota; Viridiplantae; Streptophyta; Magnoliopsida; Lamiales; Oleaceae. The record is from RefSeq and is a predicted model, not a curated record. The transcript has 5 exons.
CAGGAGCUGCAUUUUCCAAGCAUUUAGUUCAUUUAUAUGCCUAUGCGGGACCAAAUGAUUUACGCCAACAUCUGGAGAUUGAUGCUCAUACUGGAGGAGUGAAUGAUAUAGCUUUUGCUCAUCCAAACAAGCAGCUAUGUGUUGUAACGUGUGGGGAUGACAAGUUGAUAAAAGUGUGGGAUCUAAUGGGGAGAAAGCUAUUCAACUUUGAAGGGCAUGAAGCACCUGUUUAUUCUAUCUGUCCUCAUCAGAAAGAGAAUAUUCAGUUCAUAUUCUCAACUGCUAUUGAUGGGAAAAUUAAAGCUUGGCUUUAUGACAAUAUGGGAUCUAGAGUUGACUACGAUGCUCCUGGGCAUUGGUGUACCACUAUGCUAUAUAGUGCUGAUGGAAGCCGGUUGUUCUCUUGUGGAACAGGCAAAGAUGGGGACUCAUUUCUAGUGGAAUGGAAUGAAAGUGAAGGAGCGUUAAAGAGGACGUAUAAUGGGUUUAGAAAGAAAUCAAAUGGUGUUGUGCAGUUCGACACGACUCAAAAUCACUUUUUGGCUGUAGGUGAAGAUAGCCAAAUCAAGUUUUGGGAUAUGGAUAAUUCCAAUAUACUUACGACCACAGAUGCAGAUGGUGGUCUUUCGGUCAGUAGUAUAUUUUAUUUUGUAAUCCCGAGUUAAUGAGUAGACAACCAGAUAAACUCGUGCUCCCUUUAACUGCCUAGGAGGAUUCAAACAA